GAUGGAGAAGGGUUGGUAAAGGAGAGUGAACUUGGUACAGAGCCAGAAGUUGGUAUGGAGUUUGAAAGCAGAGAAGCGAUCUAUGAAUUUUACAAAGCAUAUGGGAAGCGUUUGGGAUUUCCUAUAAGAACUAGGAGCACAACAAAAGACAAAAGAGGAAGAGAGAUUGUGUCAGUUGUACUGGAGUGUUCGCGGGCUGGUCAUAGAGGUAGUCAGUCAAAAAAUCAAUUGAAGCCCCAACCUUCAAUGCAAAUAGGGUGUGGAGCUAGACUACGUGCGCACGUAAUUUAUUCGGGACUUUGGCAAAUUUCAAAAGUGUUUCUACAACAUUCACAUCCUAUGAGUCCAACAAAGGCUAGACUAUUUCGGUGCCAUAGGAGGAUGACGCAUGGAAUGGCGAGGAAACUUGCAAUAAAUGAAGUUGCGGGAAUACGACUUAAUAAAAGCUUCACCGCGGCCGUUGUUGAAGCCGGCGGAUAUGAUCAACUUCCCUUCAUUGAAAAAGAUUGUAGGAACUAUAUAGAUAAAGUGAGACAACUUAGGCUAGGUAGUGGCGAUGCAAUUGCCAUUCAAGGUUUCUUUGCUAAAAUGCAAGACCAAUGUCCCGGAUUUUUCUUUGUAAUUGACUUAGAUGAGGAGUCAAGAUUGCGUAAUGUAUUUUGGGCCGAUAAUAGGUCUAGAUAUGCGUACAAAGAAUUUGGAGAUGUCAUAACAUUUGACACAACCUAUCUUACGAAUAGGUAUGACAUGCCUUUUGCACCAUUUGUCGGGGUAAAUCAUCACGGGCAAUCAUUGCUAAUGGGAUGUGGAUUAGUCUCUAACGAAGAUACACAAACCUUUGUGUGGUUGUUUAAAGCAUGGCUUGAAUGUAUGGAUGGAAUUGCUCCAAUGGGGAUUAUUACCGACCAAGACCGUGCUAUGCAAAACGCCAUUGCAAUUGUAUUCCCAAAUUCCAACCACCGAUGGUGUUUAUGGCACAUAAUGAAAAAGGUACCCGAAAAACUCGGAGGGGAUGCACAUAAAGAUGAAAUAUUGGAUGUUAUACAUGACUGCAUUUAUGAUUCACAAUACACCCAAGAGUUUGAGGAGAAAUGGCUUGACAUGGUUCAAAGGUAUGAAUUUGUAAUUUUUUAUCUUCUUCUGCCAGUAACUAUUUCUCUGCCUCAUAGACAGGUCUAUCUGUCAUAGACGAUAAAGUUUGUACGUCACAGACACAAUGUGUUUGUGGGCAGAGAAUAAGUUCUUUGUGAUUUUUUUUACAAACUUACUUUGUGCGCUUUAAAUGUGUUCAGGUUUGCACUUCAAGAGCAUGAUUGGCUUCGUGUGAUGUACAAUGAAAGAAAGCGGUGGGUACCAUGUUAUUUAAAGCCAACAUUUUGGGCCGGCAUGUCCACAACUCAACGAAGUGAGAGCAUCAACGCAUUUUUCGAUAAGUUUGUCAAUUCCAAAACCACUCUAAAACAAUUUGUUGAACAAUACGGAUGUGCUUUGCGUGAUAAGGUGGAAAAAGAAUUUCAAGCGGAUACUAGCUCAUUUACCAAAAUGAUUCCAUGUGUGACUAGAUAUCCAAUGGAAAAACAAGUGCAACAAAUUUACACCAUUUCUAAGUUCGCGGAGUUUCAAAGGGAAUUACUUGAAGGAAAGCUUUAUUGUGAUAUCAUUUUAUGUGAAGACGGUAGAAAAUAUACCGUGCAAGAGCAUAUGGAUAUUAAUGGAUUUAGGAAGAUUGUGAACUUCCAUAUUGACUUUGACCCAAUUACUUGUGUUGGAAUAUGUAGUUGUCAUUUGUUUGAGUUUAGGGGCAUGAUAUGUAGACACUUGCUUGUGAUCUUUGUUCGGCUUGAUAUACAUGACUUGCCCGAGGUGUACCUAAUGAGUAGAUGGAGGAAAGACAUGAAAAGGGCGUACCAACGAGUGAAAAUAAAUUAUGACGGGUGGAUUACAACGGUUGAACAACAACGUUUUGACAAGUUAUGUAAGACCUUUGAGUCUCUUGCCAACAUGGUUGCGGAUGAUGAGGCGAAAUACAGUGAAGUCCUCCUUUGGUUGGAAACCCAGUUGACCACAUAUACUCCUCCACUUAGCCAUUCUUGUAUUGUUGGCAACAUGACGCCACUUGAAGAGCCAAUAACAAAUAUUCGUGCCGAGGUCCCACUUCCACCUAUUGGAGAUCCGAAAAGUACGAAGCGCAAGGGAGCCCCAAAGAAAAACCGGGCCAAGGGUCCAUUAGAAAAGGGGAAGAAGAAAGGAAGGGUUAACAAGGAUAAUGCACGAGCCACAACCACAAGAAACCAACUUGGUAAUGGUGAAGGCCCUAGUAAUGCUGGAGCUAUUGUGCCAAUGUUGUACUCUACUGGUUUAGAUUUAAAUUUAUGUUUGAUGUGAAUACAUGUACUAUGAUGUAUUGGUUUUUGUUAUAUCAUCAAUCAAUGUUUUGAGUCACAAACAAUAUUAUGUCCUCAUAGUCAGAUCGGUGUUCAGCCACAAACAAGGAAGUCGACUCAUAGACACAAUAAUAACAC
This is a messenger RNA of Cuscuta epithymum, 2522 nucleotides long. NCBI's taxonomy places the organism in Eukaryota, Viridiplantae, Streptophyta, Magnoliopsida, Solanales, Convolvulaceae. The record is from the annotation of a GenBank genome assembly.